AUGCCCGUCACACCUCCUAUCAACCUGCCCAGGUGGAUAUCCGAGAAUGUCGAUCUUCUCAAGCCUCCCGUCAACAAUUUUUGCCUGUAUUCUGGGACCGAUUUCAUCGUGAUGGCUGUGGGUGGCCCAAAUGAACGAUCAGAUUACCACAUCAAUGAGACAGAGGAAUGGUUUUACCAGUAUAAAGGCAAUAUGCUUCUACGGCUGGUUGAUAGUGAAGAGUUCCUCGACCUACCUAUUAAAGAGGGAGAAAUGUUUUUGCUUCCACCUAACACUCCACAUAAUCCAGUCAGGUUUCCCGAUACCAUAGGGAUCGUUGUUGAGAGAAAAAGAGCACCUGAAAACAUAGAUCGACUUCGAUGGUACUGCAGAGAGGAGGCAACUCUAUGCAAGAAUAAGCCCACCAUCAUCUGGGAGGAGGCAUUCCACGUCACGGAUCUUGGCACCCAGCUCAAGCCAAUCAUACAAAAUUGGAUUGACAAUGAGACCGUUCGCAAGUGUCCAGCGUGUGGAACUGUAGCGAAGCCGAUGUAA
Molecule: messenger RNA, 534 nt
Organism: Cantharellus anzutake
Lineage: Eukaryota; Fungi; Basidiomycota; Agaricomycetes; Cantharellales; Hydnaceae
Product: 3-hydroxyanthranilic acid dioxygenase
Exons: 3
Coding region: 1-534 (177 amino acids)
Biological process (GO): quinolinate metabolic process; 'de novo' NAD+ biosynthetic process from L-tryptophan
Cellular component (GO): cytoplasm
Molecular function (GO): 3-hydroxyanthranilate 3,4-dioxygenase activity; iron ion binding
Source: RefSeq, a predicted model, not a curated record